AUGACUAGGGGACGUAUUGAACUUGGGGAUAUUACUUCCCAUAACAUCAAACAGCUGAAGCGUCUGAAUCAAUUUGUUUUUCCAGUCACAUACAAUGAUAAAUUUUAUAAAGAUGUCUUAGAAGUUGGUGAACUAGCAAAACUAGCAUAUUUUAAUGAUAUAGUGGUUGGUGCUGUCUGUUGUCGAGUAGAUAACUCUGUUAGCCAACGAAGAUUAUAUAUUAUGACACUUGGAUGCCUUUAUCCCUACAGGCGACUUGGAAUUGGUACUGUGAUGCUGGAACAUGUAUUGAAGAUAUGUGAAGAAGAUGGGAAUUUCGACAAUAAAGAUAACGUGUUAAUUUUAUCUAUUAUCCAUCUAUCAUCCAUCUAUCCAUCCAUCCAUCUCAUCCAUCUAUCCAUCCAUCUAUCUAUCCAUAUCAUCUAUAUCUCCAUCCAUCCAUCCAUCCAUCCAUCCAUCUAUCCCCAUCAUCCAUCCAUCCCAUCUAUCUCUAUCAUCCCCAUCCAUCUAUCAUCAUAUCCAUCAUCCAUCCAUCCCCAUCCAUCUCCCCAUCCCCCCAUCCAUCCAUCCAUCUAUCCAUCCAUCCCCAUCAUCCAUCUCAUCCAUCCAUCCAUCUCCCAUCCAUCCAUCCAUCUAUCUAUCCUCCAUCUAUCAUAUCCCCAUCCAUCUAUCCCCCAUCCAUCUAUCCCAUCCAUCCAUCUCUAUCUAUCAUCCCAUCAUCUCCCCAUCUAUCCAUCUAUCCAUCUAUAUCUAUCUAUCUCUAUCCAUCUAUCUCCAUCUAUCUAUCUCAUCCAUCUAUCAUCCAUCCAUCUCAUAUCUAUCUCCAUCUAUAUCUCAUCAUCUAUCUAUCUAUCUCAUCUAUCUAUCCUCUAUCCAUAUCUAUCCAUCUAUCUAUCCAUAUCUAUCUAUCCAUCCAUCUAUCUCCAUCUAUCUCUAUCUAUCUAUCUCUAUCUAUCUAUCUAUCUCUAUCUAUCUAUCUCUAUCUAUCUAUCUCUAUCUAUCUAUCUCUAUCUAUCUAUCUCUAUCUAUCUAUCUAUGCUUUUUGAUUAA
Molecule: messenger RNA, 1050 nt
Organism: Acanthosepion pharaonis
Lineage: Eukaryota; Metazoa; Mollusca; Cephalopoda; Sepiida; Sepiidae
Source: the annotation of a GenBank genome assembly